ACUUCUCUUUAGUUUUUAACAAACCAGGGCACAAAGAUGACUAUCGAGAACAUCAGUGAACCAGUCAGACCUUCACACUGGUAAAUGAGACAUCAGGACAUAAGUCUGUCAGGUAUGAGCAAAUGUGUCUGAAGGAAUCAGCUAAACUUCCCAGAGGAAACACUGUAUGUUAAACUACCACCUGCUGUAUUCACUGAUGGCAUUUCUAUGGGACUGUCUGCUCGCUCUGUUUCCAUCACUGCUUCUUCUGCUGCUGUCUCUGGCUGUCCGCUGGCCAACAGUACGUCGUUGGAUAAGGCUGGCUGUCGAGGCUGCAGGCUGGAGACUCUGGCUCGUUAUUUGUCUGAUCCUGAAGCUGCCACUAGACAGGAAUACAAAAACAUGGACGAAGGAGGAUGGAUCACCAGGGACAGAUGUCUUGUCUGGGUCAGGUCAGGCCUCAGAGGGUCCCAUGCUUAUCUGUAAAACCACUGCACUGGCCAGAUAUAUGCUCCAGCACUGUGGCUCUCUGGCCAGGCCAAGACUGGCUUACUGGCCCAGGGGAGACCCCCAUCUCCAGACUCUGUCCAGCAUGCUGUGUGAACAACAUGGAGACACAUUACAGUUCACUAGAGAUCAUCUGUUAUUGAGAGAUGGGGGGGUUGUAGCUGUGGACUGGGCUGUGGAAACAAGACCUGGUGAGGCUGCUGGGAGGAAGAGGUGGGAGGGGAGGAAGGAGCAUCAGUCAGGGGGAAAGGCGCUGGGCUGCUUCACCACGACCCCUCCUGUCCUCCUCAUCAUCCCUCAGUCCUGGGGAGGAAUGACGGCCCACCUAAGGGUGCUAUGCCAUCAGGCCAUGCGUCAGGGCUUUUAUGUGGUGGUGUUUCAUGCACGAGGCACAGGGGGCUGCCCGCUGACCACAGCACGACUGACUGAGUUUGGAGACCCAGCUGAUCUUGAGCAGACCGUGGCGUAUGUCCACAGCCGCCACCCGUCCUCUGCGCUGGUCGCAGUGAGUGAAGGUUCAGGCUCAGGGAUUCUUCUUUCCUACCUGGGAGAGUCUGGAUCAAGUUCUUACCUUACAGCAGCUGCAGCCAUCUCACCUGUGCUCCUGGGCCAGCUGUGGUUUGAAACAGCCCUGCCUCCCAUUUAUCGCUGCUGGGGUUUGUUUCAGAGGAAAAUGCAGCUCAGCAGAUAUGCAAGUUCCUUCAGAGGAGUCCUGGACGUGAAUCAGGUCCUCAAAUGUUCCACCCUCAGAGACUUUGAGGAAACUCUUUUCUGCUCCUCAGCCCAGCUUCAUCACAGGGCCUCCAGACCUCUGAAUUCUGGACUGAGUUCAGGUUCUCAUUCCCCGCAUGGCCUGGCACCCUCAGUGCCCUGGGCACUGGGUGAGAGGGCUUACCCAGCCCAGGACUGGGACAGUUACUGGGAGAGGAACGAACCACUCAGAGAUGCAGAUGAGGUGGCGGUCCCUGUGCUCUGCAUCUGCAGCAGAGAUGACCCUCUCCUCCCGCCUGCCUCCACUUUGCCACUUCCCCUUUUCCAGAGCAAUCCUUAUUUUCUCCUGGCUUUGACAAACAGAGGAGGGCACUGUGGAUUCACUCUAGAGCACAGACAAGGAAGGGAAGGAGGGAGGACUGAAAAGGAGGAGGUGGGGGAUGAUAACUGGAGUCAUAUUGCAGUUCUGGAGUACUUCAGAGUAGUGGCUGAUUUCCUGAAAGGGGAAGAGAGCGAUGGGACGAGCCUUGGUGGUACAUUAAGAGAACACAGUCAGGCUGUGCAGAGGAGCAGGAGCAGCAUCAUGGCUCCCCCUCGCAGGAGGAGAGCCACCAUGAUGAGGAGACAGAGACUGGAGGCAUCUGAACAGAGCAGUGAGGACACAGAGGAAGGGAACUUCACCUGGAAGAGAUCCUACACUCGCUGAGGAGGAAGACAUGGUAAAGGAUGAGAUCUGCAUAGAGAGAUUUUAUUGACUUUGGGGUUUUUUCCUCUCAAGCUGCAGCUUCAGACACUAAGAUGAAGAUAAUAAGAUGAAGAGAGGAAGCUAAAUUAGCAAAAUUGAUCAAAAGGACAUGUGACCUGGGUCUGUGAGUUCUGGGCCUGCACCAGGGUCUCCACCCAGUUGGACAUACCUGGAACACUUCCAAAGUAAGGCACCCAGGGGGGAACCUAGCUACCAAGCCUGGGGACGCCUCAGGAUCCCACAGGAGGAGCUGGAAUGUGUUGCUGGGGAGAAGGCCUGAUAAACUUGCUGCCACUGACCCAACCCCAGAUAAGAGGAAGAGGAUGGAUGGAUAGAUGGAUGGACGGACAUAUGACCUUUGCUAAAGACAAACAAAGAGGACCUGUUUACAGAACUUCCCUUGUUUGAAAUGUGUGUGGCUGCAGUUUGCUUUAAAGUCCCUGAGUCUACAAAACAAAACAGUCUGAAGGUACACACACUUCCUUUUAUGGCUUUUAACUUGAAACAUUUCAUUUUCCAUGAAUUGUUUGUAAAAUACUGACAACUAAACAAAUUGUGGAAUAUUUCAUGCAUUGUUUUUUUGCAGCUUUAGAUAUUUUUUAAUGCUAGUGGAGAUAAUCUAGUUUUCAUACAGAUUUCAACAGGAUUAUAUAAUACACAGAAUUACUGGUCGUACUGGUUUGCAUGAAUCAAACAGGGACAACGUGUCACAGAUACCGAGUUUGAAGAAAGAUUGACAUUUUAUUCAGUUUGAAAGCCUCACAGGAAUAUUAUACUGUAGAAAAUGUCUCACAAUGUCAAUACUGGACCUAAGAAAUGAGCAACAGUGACUUUAUUUUUAUUUUUACAUGUUUGAGCCCAUACUAUAUAUCUGUAUCAAAAGAUUAUGAAGCUCUUAACUUAUUUUUUGAGUAAUCAUUGAAAAAUCAUAAAAUCAUGGACUAGUAGAGAAAGUGCAGUGCUGUAUAAUUAGACAAGUAUGACAAACCAUAGAAAGUAUAUAUUAAGUUAUGGAGGUUGGCACUGUCACCUCACAGCAAGAAGGUUCCUGGUUUGAACUUCAGCUGUGGCCUUUCUGUGUGGAGUUUACAUCUUCUCUCUGGGUACUCUCCACAGUCCAAAGACAUGCAGGUUAACAGGUUUAUUGGUGACUCUAGAUUGUCUGUAGGUAUGAAUGUGAAUGGUUGUUUGUCUCUAUGUGCCCUGCGAGAAGCUGGUAGCUUGUCCACAGUGUAUGACGCCUCUCACUCAGUCAGCUGGGAUAGACUUCACUCACAAAAACACCAUGGGACAAAGAAAUAUUAAAAUUACUUUAUUACAGAUGAUUCUUUAUCCAGUAGCCCUCUUCCAACAAAAAAUAGUAAUUACAAACAAAAUAUUACAUUUAUCCCCUAAACUUUGUUUCUGAAUUUCUUUUAUACAUUUUAAAUCACUGUCAUCUGUAAGGAAUAGCUUCUCUCUUCUGCUAUGCGACAUUCAGCUUUUUGCACAAUCUAUACAAUUUAAUACAGUUUGAUACAGGUCUCUGGACUACGGAGAAUAAAACAGCAAGAUCCACCAAAUGACAGGAGAUAAAGGGAAUACUGAUAAACAGACUGUACAGAGACGUAACCCUGCCUCCCACCUAACUUUCAGCCAAUGGCAGCCGUCCCUCAGCGCACUGAGGGGGGAUCACAGUAGACUCUUUAACCUGGUCAAUCACUUGUGCAAUCAGUGUAACUGAUCCAGUUCAGAGUGACCAAGGUCUAAAGCUAGACUCUGCCCCGACUGCCUCGCAAAACACCCGGGAGUCCUAGUAAACACGAGAGGUCUAAAAAUCUGCCACUGGUUUGGCCCUCUGCAGACAUCAUGUGGGAAAUAAAACCGAGCCUCUCUGGCAUAAAAUGAAAUAAAACACUGCAGAACUGGAACAGGAAGGUUGAUAAAAACAUGUCAGGUACAAUGGCAUACUGGCUGAAGAGAGAGGGACCACCAAGUCCUGAUAUUUUUUUUCUUUUUUUUAGUUUUCAGAUUUGACCUAAGAAAAUCAGGACUGUCAGUUCUGAGUGCAGGGUGGUGAGAUUUCUUUUUAAAAAAAGGCAAGAACUUAAGUGCAGUGUGAAAAUGCUCUGUGUACCCCCAACGAACGAUGCCGUGAUUCUUCA
Messenger RNA from Larimichthys crocea (large yellow croaker), 4086 nucleotides. Its product is annotated as protein ABHD15. Bases 167 to 1903 code for a protein of 578 amino acids. Gene Ontology annotation, biological process: lipid metabolic process. The record is from RefSeq and is a predicted model, not a curated record. NCBI's taxonomy places the organism in Eukaryota, Metazoa, Chordata, Actinopteri, Sciaenidae. Gene Ontology annotation, molecular function: monoacylglycerol lipase activity; short-chain carboxylesterase activity. The transcript is spliced from 3 exons.